AUGAUGGAGGACUUCGGCUCGGCCCUGGAGAAGAACGUGGCCGACCUCACGGUGAUGGACGUUUACGACAUCGCCGCCGUGGUGGGCCAGGAGUUCGAGCGGAUCAUCGACCAGUACGGCUGCGAGGCUCUGUCCCGGCUCAUGCCCAAGGUGGUGCGGGUGCUGGAGAUCCUGGAGGUGAUGGUGAGCCGCAGCAGCAUGAGCCCGGACGUGGAGGAGCUGCGGCUGGAGCUGGACAGGCUGCGGCUGGAGCGGAUAGACCGGCUGGAGAAGGAGAAGAAGCACCGACAGGAGUUGGAGCGGGUGGAGGAUGUGUGGCGGGGAGAAGCCCAGGAUCUCCUGUCCCAGAUCGCCCAGCUGCAGGAGGAGAACAAGAACCUCCUCUCCAACGUGUCCUUCAAAGACUCUGUGAACGAGGAGGACCUGCAGAGGCCCGAGGGUAUGACGGAGAGAGAGAAGCAGGUGAUGAUGAAGCUGAAGGAGGUGGUGGACAAACAGCGGGACGAGAUUCGAGCGAAGGAUCGCGAGCUGACGCUGAAAAGCGAAGACAUAGAAGCACUCCAGCAGCAACAGUCCCGUCUCAUGAAAAUCAACCACGACCUGCGCCAUAAGAUCUCCGUGGUGGAGGCUCAGGGGAAAGCGCUGAUCGGGCAGAAGGUGGAGCUGGAGGCCGGCGCCCAGGCGCAAGCGCAGGAAGUCAGCGCCCUGAGGCAGGAAGUGGCGCGCUUGCGGGAGCGGCUUCAGGGCGAGCCGACUGCACAGAGCCCCGAGGAGCUGCUGCUGCCUCAGCCGCCGUCGCCAGCAGAGCGUGAUAAAAGUGCCAAAGUGUCUUUGAGCGCUGAGGGUCGGUCAGACCGACCGGACGCCUGCCAGCUGCUGCUGGGUGGGUUUGAGUCACCUCUGCAGCCCCAAGCUUGCUCCCUCAGCUCAGAAGGACAUGAAGAUGAGGAGGCUGAGGAUGAAGCUGCGUUGCUUUGGGAGGCGAUGUGUGAUGAGGACAUGCCUGGUGUGUUCCAAUAUUUCACCAAGGAGGCCAUGUGCGAGGAGGAGUCAGGCGGACUGGACCCAAAGGACCCCAACAGGCCCCGCUUCACUCUGCAGGAGCUGAGGGACGUCCUGCAUGAGAGGAACGAGCUGAAGUCCAAAGUGUUCCUGCUGCAGGAGGAGCUGGCGUACUACAAGAGCGAUGAAACGGAGGAUGACAUCGCAGCUCCUUCGCCGUCUCCCUCUCCUGAGCUGAGGACCCGCUCCCGAUCCUCCACCCAACCCGAAUCUGGAAUCAAGAGGCUGUUUAGCUUCUUUUCGCGAGACAAGCAGCGCGGCUCGCAGCGGGGCGCGCAGCUCGACGCCAGCUUCGGCUCGUGGAUGCAGAGAGAGGACGUGUACACGGAGCAGGCCCAGGAGGCGCUGCAGCAUCUGUAGGAACCCUCCGCAUCCAUCGCUCCCCCACCCGCACAUUAAACCGCCGCUGGCGACCCUUUCUGCAGCCGAAAGUGCUUCAAGGUGAGCCGAGUUGCAGAAAGAAGAGGAUCUUCGUGGAGAACUGGACUGAAAAGUUUAUUUUAAAGUACAUAAACGAUUUGUUUUCAGCUAGAGACUGCGUAGCGUUGGAGUGCCGGAAAGUGUUUUGGUCCUACAGGAAUCAUUUGCACAGGAGGUGGUUAACCCACACUGAAGGAUGGAGAGCGGGAUGUUGCAGAGAAGAUGAGACUUGAGUUUGCAGAAACUUUAUUCAGACUGAAAAGGCACGUUUUCAUGAUUACUGUUGGUUUUAUUGCUUAUUCCUUGAAGUAGAAAAGCCUGACACUUUAGUUUUACAGUUACUGUAACAUUUCUACUCUGUUGAACAUUUGCUGUGUCGUUGGCCCCCGACGCGGGUUCACCACCAGCAUUUAGGGACUCCUGAGCAGCUCCACAAAUCAGAUGAAGGCCCGCGUAGGAAACGCCGCACCCAGACCUGGUUUAAACCGCGUCCAGCACCACAUAAAACCCCAAAGCCCGUCUCUGCAAAGAAAACUGCGUAAACGUGAACUUUGAAAUAGUAAAACAAAUGAUAAUAAAGCACAUUUUGAGGGUUUUCGCACAGGCUGUUGGAUGUAAAUCAUGAACAGGUUUGGCUUUAAUGUACGUUCACUCACUUUUUUUAACUUAGGAAAUCCUACAUUUUAAUUCUCAUGUCUCCCCAGUUUUCAAUUAAGACUGUUUCAUGAAAUUGAAACUUUUCUCAUUACAUCACUAAGCGGUCAUCCUAAUUCUAAUUAAAAAGCCUAAAUACACGAGUCAGCAGCAAUAAAAUCCUGCCGUUUCUGUAAAAUAGCAGUAUUGGUUUAAGCAGCCGUUUUCAUUCACUUGACUUAAUGUCGGUAUUUCAAAACCCAGAUUAAGCAUCUUUUGGCUCUAUGUUGCAUUUAUUCUCCAUUUAUAGGAUUACUUUAUCACUGAGUCAAUAUAUUUUGGACUUUAUCAAAUAUAUCUCUAUUUAUUUAUGGCUUUUAGCAUUUCUAUAAAAUCAAGUUAUUACCUAAAUCUCUGCUCCGUGAUUUCUCUUUUAUUUAUUUAGAAUCAACAAAUGACAGCACGCUCCACAAUUAUAGACACUCCUGGUCUGGGUCUGAAGGAAGCUCUAAAGUAAAUAAUUUUAUUGCAGUAGCGUGAUUUCACUCUGAAUAGUCUGCAGCAGUUCCAAAUGCGAUCGAAGCCUUGGUCCCCGCUCCGGUGUCCUGUCGGGUCAAUAAAUCUUGUCAGACUGGCACACGCUGGAAUAAGACAAGAUAUGGCAAAGCAUCUUUAUUAAAGAAAAUAAAACGUCAACAUAGAGAACAAGUGGGAUCUUUAAAGGGUUCUAACACAAGCCUGGUCCAGGGUGCAGGUUUUCAGUCAGUGCCUGAAAGACUGCAGGCUUUACUGAGGAUUUCGCUUGCUAGCCAUCCUUGAAUGUGUUUUAAAAACGACAUUUUGUCAACCCUUUUUUUUAUUAUUAUUAUUAUUACCAGAGAUUCAAAGUAAGAUUUACAAUAUACAUCUUUGGUCAGUCAAAGCUUUUUUUUGUGGAUGAUGAAACAACUUGACCACACCCUUUGGGCAGUACCAGGCUAGUUCAGGAGGAUGGUACACCGGCCAAGACGAUACCCGCAGAAUUCACUCUCCAAGAAUCAAGAGGAAUUGGCUUUUGAGACAGACACCGAAUCCGGAUGCACACAAAUAAUAUACACACAGGUAGACACAACAGACGGUAUUUUCAUGAUUCCUCUGACGUUCAAUUCAACUCCAUAUCAGACUUUAAUCAUAGAUCGACUUCAUCAUAAACAAGCCAACCCUCAGUGUUAUUCGUGCUGGUGACGCCUCACUGUACCUGCAGGGGACAGUGGCCACACCUCCUCCCAGGUGCCUAAAGGCCGCUCUCCUGCCCCAGAGCGCAGAGGAGGAGCGCUUAACUGCUCACACCCAUGCAGCGCAGCGUCUAUAAAGGAACAUUGUUUGCUGGUGUGGCAUGCUUUUAUCAUUCUGAAAAUGUACGCCGCUUUCUUGGGGUGCCGUACACUUUUAGUAUGGAUUCUACGAAAACUUUUCUAAAUUAUCUUCAGUCUUGGUCACACCAAGUCUUUGGGGUUUCCCCACAAGGAUUACAACUGACUCCCGCUCUUGUACCUUACCUGUUGGUGAUAUAUUACAGGGACGUCUCAAAUGUGAGGAUCGUCAAAAAGUUCCUUGGUGAAACUCGGGUGUAGAUUAAUUACACAGCGGGAAUUAUUUCAAACCUUUAUCGCUUGUCGUUUUGGUGACUACAGCUUACAGAUCAUGAAAACCUACAAUUCAGUGUCUAAGAAAACUGGAGUAAUACGUAAGAUCAGUUAAAAAGGAUAUUUUAAACCGGAGUGUCAGGCUUCUGUGUAGCAUCUUCAUUUCUAUGUACUCGAGGCUUUUUGGGCCUCGUGUUCCAUCAAUUACUGCUUCAACGCAUGUCCCGCUGCACAGGCGCAGUAAAUGGGAGGAAACUGUAAAUGCUUAUGAAGAAAAAUAGCAAUGAAUUAAUCAAAUCUGUGGAUGGUGUCUUGGCCACCCUCAGAGGAUCUCCAGCUCUUUGGUUCUGGUCACAUUCAGACACCUUGAAAAUGGCGAGUUUUACCUGACGUAUAGAGACUGCCUUUUCUUUUCUGAGGGCUACGCGUGUUUGCAGCAUCAAUGAUUUUGUUAAACACCAUUUAUUCCUGCAGACCUAAUAAAUGCUCUGUGAGAGUACGUUACCGCAGUAAAGUUAAUCUCUUCUCAUGCUUUUUGCACAUCUUUACCAGGGAUGCAACUGAAUGUGCCGGGCGUUUUACCUGAGGAUCCGCCUUAGUCCCCGGCUGUCUGUCUGAAAAGGAAUUAGGGAAGUAGAAAUGUAGCUUUGUAGAAAAUACAUUGGUUUCCUUAAUUAGUUUACAGCAGGGGUGUCCAAAGUGCAGCCCGGGGGCCUUUUGUGGUCCUCUGAAUGAUUUUGGGCGGCCCUCAAUCAGAAUGGCCUAAAUUUGGUUUUGCCAUCUCAGAUGGUUGAGGCGAUACACUUUUAAAAAGUUUGGCAAUUUUCACUGAUACAAGGCCUUUAAAAACAGACACAAAUUCAAAUCUUCUUGAAAGGCAAAAUAUAAGGUGCAACGAUAAAAAAAAAAAAUCUUAUCAGCCAUACUUUUUGGUUUUCAUUUAACAGUAAAUAAGACCACAAACGUUUUACCAAAAGGCAGACUUGGGUGCACCCAUUUAUUUAACCCAAGAGUGAGCCCAAUUUAAUCACUUUCUUGUAGCUGAAAAGACAGAAAAACAAACAAAACCCAGAAAAACAUGAUCAACUCAAAUAGUUGGACAUUGUUUGCCGGGCGAACCUGCAGUAGUAUUUUUAUGUUUCAAAUCUAAAAUUAUUUAGAUUCCUUUUCUACACAAAUCGGACUAAUUUUCUUGUUUCAUUAAAGUAUUUUGUGUUCAGUUUAUUGUUGUGCAGGUAAAAAUGAAAAAAAGGUUUUUGCCAUUUUGAUUAAAAGAUUUUAAUUUUUGUGGCCCCUGACUACUUUCUAGGUGACAUAUUGACCCCCCCAUGGCAAAAAGUUUGGACACCCCUGGUUUAGAGGAAAUGUCCCGGUCUGCAAUAAUUUCUGCAGCAGGGGGCGCUAUAACCUACCAAACCACAACUUGUUUAGUUUAGACAUUUAUUUCCUUGAAGUGCAUCAAGUUUGGGUUUUUCUUAGUAGCUAAAGUUUCCCUGAUGUGGAACAGGACAUCUCUUCUGCAGAUGUUCCUCACCUCAUCCUAUCCUCAUCCGUCAAAGAUUUAAUCAAAAUUUUCCUACAAGUUGCAUUUUUGUAACAUAGAAUUAUUCAUAGGUUGCUAAAUAAAUCUCUUUACUGGUGAUUGUGUUUCCACAUUUCCUACCCUGGUAACUGUGCUCGCCGUUUCUUGGGGGAGGUCCUAAGAGUGUUGUGAUCUGCGAUUGAUUAGUAUAACAAUAUAAGAUGGGCUUUCCAAUAAUAAACCAAAAAGUGACAUCCCUCCUCGUUAGUAAGAGCUUGAAUCUAUGACGUUUUAGACAGUAAAGUACAGCGCAAACACUACGGCAUCAUUUUCUGCAAGGCCUCCGGUAUAAACAUCUGUCAAAGUCACACAGGAGAUCAAACGGGUCGGGCGAGAAGGUUCCCCAAACUUCAGCUGAUCUUAGAACAUGUGGAUUGCUCUGGAAGAGGCUUCAGAGAAACGUUAGGUUUUUUUUACGGUUUCCGCUUCAUUAGCUGCAGCGAGAAGCUGUGUGUGUGUUUUAAAGGUAAUGGCACUUUAUCUUCAUUUACGCUCUUCCAGACAGCUGGAAUAAACCUUAUGAGAGAAGAAUACUGUGGCAAAUAGGUGAGGAUAAAGGCAAGCGUGUGUGGGAUUUAAUUACUUUUCCUUCGUCAUAAUUUAGCCAGGAAUAAUUUCCACACAUGGGGGCAGGUGUAUGGACAGACGGAGGAUCUGUGGGAUACGGGCGGGAUUAUUUAACGCUGUAAAACAGUUAAAGGGAACUCCAGACAAGCUGCUGCAUAUUACUCUUCCAUCAUGUCUGUACUCUGAAACAGAGAUGUAAUAAACUCAUCAUGGCUCAAAUUCAAACUUCUUUCCUCUGUAAUAAAACUCAUUAACAUGUG
This is a messenger RNA of Fundulus heteroclitus (mummichog), 6149 nucleotides long. It is a transcript of the gene rilpl1, whose product is annotated as Rab interacting lysosomal protein-like 1. Gene Ontology annotation, molecular function: protein dimerization activity. The transcript is spliced from 9 exons. The record is from RefSeq and is a predicted model, not a curated record. Gene Ontology annotation, biological process: cilium assembly. NCBI's taxonomy places the organism in Eukaryota, Metazoa, Chordata, Actinopteri, Cyprinodontiformes, Fundulidae. Gene Ontology annotation, cellular component: ciliary basal body; cytoplasm. The coding region runs from base 1 to 1422 and encodes 473 amino acids.